Metopolophium dirhodum (rose-grain aphid) is the source of this 608-nucleotide messenger RNA. Its product is annotated as adhesive plaque matrix protein-like. The coding region runs from base 132 to 497 and encodes 121 amino acids. The record is from RefSeq and is a predicted model, not a curated record. Lineage: Eukaryota; Metazoa; Arthropoda; Insecta; Hemiptera; Aphididae. The transcript is spliced from 3 exons.
ACUCGCGCAUAUAUAAGGACCGCGACGACCGACGUUGGCAUCACACCACAUCCCGAGUACACAUCGACGACCACAGGUUGAAGUUUGCAGAUCAGUCGUAGACAACCCAAGAAGAAAUCACCAAAACAAAAAUGGCAUCUUUCAAGUAUCUGAUAUUCGUCGCCUUGGUCGCCCUCAGCGUGUACUCUGCUGUCGCCGAAGAAGCACCAAAAGCCGAAGAACAAGUUGGCGCUGAAGCCGCCAGAGUGAAGAAACACGCUUACAUCGCUGCCCCAGCUUUGGCCUACUCCUCUCCAGUCUACCCGUACGCGUACUCAGCUUACCCAUCGGCUUACCCAUACUCGUACUCGUACCCAGCCGCAUACCCGACCGCUUACGCCUCUUACCCGAGCUACGCUUACGCUCACGAUGAUGGCAAGUACUGGCCAGGCAAAUACGAAGCAAAGGCAUACUACCCAGCUUACAAGUCUGCCUACCCCGCGGUUUACCACUACUGAACAAGCUCUCCUGACAACGCCUUCCAAGUCUUCCGGAAACACCCGUAGUUUUUAAGAUAAAUUUAUAACAAUUUUUUAACAAUAAAAAUGUGAUCUUUUUUUUUCAACAAA